Messenger RNA from Camellia sinensis, 768 nucleotides. NCBI's taxonomy places the organism in Eukaryota, Viridiplantae, Streptophyta, Magnoliopsida, Ericales, Theaceae. The record is from RefSeq and is a predicted model, not a curated record.
AUGGUAGAUUCUUGUUCUUGGGUAGCUCAACCGUCUGAAGAGUUCACUGUGGCAUCAGUGUGGAAGUGGAUGGAAGCAAGGCAAGGGGUAGAUAUUACAGUAACUAGGUGUAUUUGGAUCAAUUUAGCCCCUCCCAAAGCUCAAUUCUUGAGUUGGCUAGCGUGGAGAGGAAGGUUAAAGUGUUCUAAAUUUUUGCAAAGAAUUGGAGUGUUGAGCCCAAAUGUUUCUUCUCUCUGUGUGUUUUGCAAAUAUGAGUUGGAGACUGUUAAUCAUGUGUUUCUUCACUGCCAUUUCAUUUGGAAAUUGUGGGCCAAUUUGGUGAACUGGUGGAAUUACAAAUGGGUUAGCCCUGGAUCAGUGGAGGGUUUAUUUCUGUCAUGGCCAGGUAUAAAAAUGAAGAAGAAGAUGCUAACAGUCUGGAAAACACUGCCGGUAGCAGUUAUGUGGUCAGUGUGGAGAAGCAGAAAUGACUGUGUAUUUAACAAGGUGCAACCGGAUUGGAUUGCUCUGGCAGAGCUAAUAAAGUCUGAGUUUUUCUGGUUACGGCGAGGUGUUCAGCUUGAUGCAGCUCAUGGUAUGCUCUCAGAAUUAGCAGGGGUGGAUGCUUCAGAGGAGGUUGAUUCAGAAUGUGCAGAGGAGUUUGUUCUUGGCCUGUUUGAAGUUACCACCCCUCAACUUGAAAUUCUUCCUAUUACUGAAAUUUCGAAGCUUAUUGCUGUUGCAAAAAUUGUUAUGAAAUUUGUUGUUGGUCUUCCCAUUUUCAACUAA